AUGAACUUAUUUAAAUGGUUGUCUAAAACUAGUACUGCGAAACAUAAUAAUUUAGAAAAUGAUUCCUCAAAAGUCAUUGACAACAUUCCCAAAGUAGAAAAUAAAACUCUAGAUUUAUGGAAGGAAUAUAAUUACGAAUAUCAGCGAUAUGUUACAAUUGCUUCUGUCAAACUGGUAGAGAUUAAAAGAAUGAAUAAACGAGCUGUAGUUUCUACAGAAGAUUUAGAAAAACGAAAGAAAGCGUAUGGAACAUGUGGUGAAUGCUAUAAGCCGGGCACAGGAAAUCGUCCAACUGCUAAAGAAUUAUGCCAGACUUUAGAAAGAUUGAGUGAAGAACUAUGGAAUCCUAAUAGUGAGAUUAAUCCUCAAAUAGAAGAAUGUAAAAGGAUUAGAGCAAACAAGUUUAAAAGUGAAUGUAAACCCAAAUCUCUUCAAACACAUUCUCAAGCAAUUUAUACUAGUAGAUUAAUAAAUUUUAAGAAUCUCCCAGAACCUGUAAAUUCAUCUCCUUGUCAAAUUUUUACAGUUUCAGAAUGUUUAGAUGCUCAAAUUAGUGAAGCAAUGUCAGUUUAA
Messenger RNA from Funneliformis caledonium, 573 nucleotides. The record is from the annotation of a GenBank genome assembly. NCBI's taxonomy places the organism in Eukaryota, Fungi, Glomeromycota, Glomeromycetes, Glomerales, Glomeraceae.